This is a messenger RNA of Botrytis byssoidea, 2076 nucleotides long. RefSeq lists its product as uncharacterized. The record is from RefSeq and is a predicted model, not a curated record. The transcript is spliced from 4 exons. Gene Ontology annotation, molecular function: putrescine transmembrane transporter activity; spermidine transmembrane transporter activity; urea transmembrane transporter activity. Gene Ontology annotation, cellular component: plasma membrane. Lineage: Eukaryota; Fungi; Ascomycota; Leotiomycetes; Helotiales; Sclerotiniaceae. Gene Ontology annotation, biological process: putrescine transport; urea transmembrane transport; spermidine transport. Bases 1 to 2076 code for a protein of 691 amino acids.
AUGCCUAUCUCACCUCCACUCAGCUCUGGCUGGGGCUAUGGAAUCGUUCUUGGUUUGGGUGCUCUAUUCGCAUUUGGCAUGAUCCUUGUGACAUGGAUUCUCAAACGAUAUAACCACGAAUUACAAACAUCGGAGAUGUUUAGUACAGCUGGAAGAACAGUAAAGUCGGGAUUGGUGGCAUCUGCGGUUGUAUCUUCAUGGACCUGGGCUGCUACAUUACUGCAAAGUUCUGGUGUCGCAUAUAAAUAUGGUGUUUCUGGACCUUUUUGGUAUGCAUCUGGAGCUACGGUUCAGAUUUUGUUGUUCGCGACUAUUGCCAUUGAGUUGAAGAGGAGAGCACCAAAUGCUCAUACUUUCCUUGAAGUCAUUAAAGCUAGAUAUGGGGUACAUGCUCAUAUCGUAUUUACGGUCUUUGGCUUAAUGACCAAUAUCCUUGUCACUGCAAUGCUUUUGACAGGUGGUGCUGCUGUGGUAUCCUCCUUAACAGGAAUGCCUACCCCUGCUGCUUGUUUCCUCCUACCAUUGGGUGUAGUUAUGUAUACCAUGUUCGGUGGUAUUAAAGCUACUUUCCUCACUGAUUGGGUUCAUACCUUUAUGCUCUUAAUCAUCAUCCUAAUUUUCGCAUUCACCACUUACGCUACAAGUGAAGUGCUCGGAUCGCCCAAAGCAGUAUUCGAUCUUUUACUCAAAGCAGCGGCCGAUCAUCCAGUCGAAGGCAAUUCCGGUGGUAGUUAUCUCACUAUGAAAUCUUCAGAAGGUGCCAUCUUCUUCGUCAUCAAUAUCGUUGGAAAUUUUGGAACUGUGUUCUUGGAUAAUGGAUACUAUAACAAGGCAAUUGCUGCAUCCCCAGUACAUGCGCUUCCAGGUUAUAUCAUGGGUGGAAUCUCUUGGUUUGCCAUUCCAUGGCUGUGUGCUACAACUAUGGGUCUAGCAGCCAUUGCUCUAGAAGGCAACCCAGUCUUUCCUACCUAUCCUAAUCGUAUGGAUCCCGCCGAUGUUUCAGCAGGUCUUGUACUUCCAUAUGCCGCCGUUGCCAUUCUCGGAAGUGGUGGUGCCGUCUGCACGCUUCUGAUUGUCUUCAUGGCCGUUACAUCAGCAUCAUCUGCCGAACUCAUCGCUGUCUCUUCCAUCUUCACAUAUGAUAUCUAUCAAACAUAUUUCAACCCAAAAGCAAGUGGAAAGAGAUUGAUUUACAUGAGUCAUGCUAUGGUCAUUGGCUUUGGUUUGUUCAUGGCUGCUUUUUCAACUGGUUUAUACUAUGCUGGUAUUUCCAUGGGUUAUCUCUACCUCAUGAUGGGUGUAAUCAUCUCCUCUGCUGUCAUUCCCGCGACUCUAACAAUCAUGUGGGCUGGCCACAAUCGUUGGGCUGCCGCACUUACCCCUCCUCUCGGUCUCAUCUGCGCUGUUAUCGCAUGGCUCGUUACUGCUAAGAAAGAAUGUGGCUCCCUCGACGUCGAUUGCACUGGUUCUAACAACCCCAUGUUAGCAGGGAAUGUCACAGCUCUUCUCUCACCUCUCAUUUUCACCCCACUCUUCACCUUAAUUUUCGGCUGGGAUAAAUACGACUGGAAAUCCAUGGCCGCUAUCCGCAGAGGCGAUGACCACGAUUUAGCCGAUGCAGCCGAUGUAGAUCUCGAACUCGUACCAGGGGAAACGCGCGCCUCGGCCGCAGAAGAAGCACUCGAACAAACUAAACUUCUCCGCGCUUCAAAAAUCGCAAAGGGUAUGACUGUCAUUCUGACUCUCGCGUUGUUGAUUUUAUGGCCCAUGCCCAUGUACGGCAGUGGCUACAUCUUCUCCGAGAAAUUCUUUACUGGCUGGGUUGUCGUAGGUAUUAUUUGGUUGAUAGGUAGUACAUUGACGGUGGGUGUUUAUCCCGUAUUCGAGGGAAGACAUUCAUUGGCGAGGACGGCAAAGUCAAUUUAUUUGGAUAUUACUGGAAAACAACAUCCAAGUAAACAUCAUAGACCAGAAGCUAGGUAUGUAGAGGGAGUCAAGGAUGAUGGGACUGAGACGCCGCCAGUCGGAGGCAGCGAAAAGGAAAUCGCGGAAAAGAGUGAGGCUACGGUUCAGUAG